Oryza sativa Japonica Group (Japanese rice) is the source of this 1598-nucleotide messenger RNA. The record is from RefSeq and is a predicted model, not a curated record. NCBI's taxonomy places the organism in Eukaryota, Viridiplantae, Streptophyta, Magnoliopsida, Poales, Poaceae.
GCAGCCGUGCCCAACAUUUGCUCUUCGCAGACAGAGAGAUAGCUGACGGCCACACAACACACACCUCGCAUAAAAUCCCAUAAAAUCUCUCCCUCUCACGACGCGAUCCACCCGCGCGUCGGCCCGCUCGAGCCCAAUUACGGCCCGAGACGCGAGCCCGUAGCCGCCAAGAAGAAGAAAAACUUCACCUCGGGCGGCCGCCGCCGCCGCCGCCGCCGCCCUUGAUGCGCCUCUGCUCCAAGCUCGCGGCGCUGCUCCGGAGGUCCCGCCAGUUCGCGCCCGCAGCCGCCGCCGCGUCCGGGUCAGCGACGGCCGCGGCCGCGUCGGCGAACGGGAUGGAGGAGGCGGCCGCGGGCCCGCUGCGGGCGCGCGUGUGCAUCAUCGGGAGCGGGCCGGCGGCGCACACGGCGGCGGUCUACGCGGCGCGCGCCGAGCUCAAGCCCGUGCUCUUCGAGGGCUUCCUCGCCAACGACAUCGCCGCGGGGGGGCAGCUCACCACCACCACCGACGUCGAGAACUUCCCGGGCUUCCCCGACGGCAUCCUCGGCGCCGACCUCAUGGACCGCUGCCGCGCCCAGUCCGUGCGCUUCGGGACCAGGAUCCUCACCGAGACCGUCACCGCCGUCGACCUCUCGUCCCGCCCCUUCCGCGUCGCCUCCGGCGACACCGUCGUGCACGCCGACGCGGUCGUCGUGGCCACGGGCGCCGUCGCGCGCCGCCUCCAUUUCGCCGGCUCCGACGCAUUCUGGAACCGCGGCAUCUCCGCCUGCGCCGUCUGCGACGGCGCCGCGCCCAUCUUCCGGAACAAGCCCAUUGCCGUCGUCGGCGGCGGGGACUCCGCCAUGGAGGAGGCCAACUUCCUCACCAAGUACGGCUCCCGCGUCUACAUCAUCCACCGCCGCAACGCCUUCCGCGCGUCCAAGAUCAUGCAGGCCCGGGCCCUCUCCAACCCCAAGAUCCAGGUCGUCUGGGACUCCGAGGUCGUCGAGGCGUACGGCGGCGCCGACGGCGGUCCGUUGGCCGGCGUCAAGGUCAAGAACGUGGUGAGCGGCGAGGUCUCCGACCUCCAGGUCGCCGGGCUCUUCUUCGCCAUUGGACACGAGCCGGCGACAAAGUUUCUCGGCGGGCAGCUCGAGCUGGACUCCGAUGGCUAUGUCGUGACCAAGCCCGGCUCCACUCACACCAGCGUCAAGGGAGUCUUCGCCGCCGGUGAUGUUCAGGACAAGAAGUAUCGCCAGGCCAUUACUGCCGCGGGAUCAGGUUGCAUGGCGGCGUUGGAUGCGGAGCACUACCUACAGGAGAUUGGAGCACAGGAAGACAAGACUGAUUGACUAUAUCUGGGACAAGCAGGUCGCAGUUCUUCAGCUACUUCAUCGUCGGUAGCAAGAGCUGCACUCUAAGGCACAAAGUUGUUAAUUGUGGUUGCUCAACCAAAGAAAAACAGAUUGGUAUUUGUCUGUAGGCCUCAGAUUCAUGAUACGUUGUUAGAAAAAUGAUUCAUGUGAGCACUCAGAAACUUGUGUUACAAUUUCAUCAAAUUAUGCACACUUCAUGGAAAUCUACAAAAUCGUGAAUCCAGAAAGGAAGCAUUCAUGUUA